AUGGGUACUGCCACCGGUGAACAGUGUGAGUGCAAACGCCACACUCCAACCAUCGCCACUCUCAGGGCAGCAAACACAUGGCCGGCAAGUCGCGCCGAACGGCACGACUGCAGCAACAGUAGGCCCACGCAAACGCGCCAGACCAACCCGGCGAUUUUUCGGAAGCACCCUGCGAUCGUUUGCGUGGGCGCGCCGCGGCCUGUCACUGGGCACCUUGCCUCACAGAGGCGGAGAGCGGGCGCCCCCCACCAGCACCAGUGCCCCACGAAGCGGAGAGCCGCAGCUGCAGCCAACACGUCAGCUGUUCCGGCCCCGCGACCCUCCAGCCAAUUCGCGCGAGGUGCCCCCUUGACAAAGGGAAUGAUGGCUUAUUCCUGGCGACCCAGGGAGAAAGAAACCUUGCUGCAGGUUGCGGGCGCCCGUUGGGUGCGGGAUACAUCAAACCGAACAAGUUCCGAUGACUCAUUCAGGGUUUGGGCGCGGAGGAGCGGGGGCCGCCGCGCAAGGGGUGGGGCUUUUGCGGCCCCGCCCAACGUCGCUUGCAGCCGGUUCGCGGCGUUGCGUGGUCACCACCGCUGUGCUUGGUACCGUCGCCUGUGCCUCGUGUGUGAUGGAGCUCCGUGGCGAUCGAUGGACUGUGCGCCGAGCAAAGCUGCCACUGCGAAACAAUAA
Ostreobium quekettii is the source of this 672-nucleotide messenger RNA. Lineage: Eukaryota; Viridiplantae; Chlorophyta; Ulvophyceae; Bryopsidales; Ostreobiaceae. The record is from the annotation of a GenBank genome assembly.